GGCUGUGGCAGCCAAGCAGGAAGGGGAAAGGAAGAAGGGAGAAGGGAAAGGGAGGCCCUGCUAUUUUCUUCAGCAGGCAGGCUCUAGCUCCAAUGACAGGAGAGGCCCAGUGGUCUCUUCCCUCCCUCCCCAUGCUGGUGACACCCAGCCUGGCCACGAACACAGCCACCCCAGCCUCUCCCUCCCUCUCUGGCCCCAGCUCCUAGAGAAUUUCUCAGAAAACAGGGUGGAGGAGUUUCUCUAGCCCUUUAAACAGCUGACUGACACUUUAGCCCACACUGUUUUCUCACACUUUCUUAUAGUUGGAUUUCAGUUUUGUACUGUUGAGAACGAGGUUAUGGAUGUAGCAGAGAGUCUUGGAAUGUAGCUGAGCUGACUAUUUGGACAGGGUCGUCAUCAGUUGCGACGCUAACGGGAUGUCCCAUUUUGAACGCUCAGAGAGGGGGGGACGACAAGGUCACUGGAGGAGAAGGCAGCAUCACUGGAAUGGACCGGAUCACUUCCACAAUGACACCAGGGAUCCAGUGUUCCAGCAUUAUGAUGGUUAUGCUGGCCCUGUGGGGUUCAGGGUAGGCCCCCGGCCCUUUCCUCCCGUAGGGAGACACAAUGGACACACGGGGGCGCUGGACGAGCUCACACUCAAACAUAUGGCCCAGGACUGCAGCUCAGUGAAAAACCAGCUGCUUACACUCAAGAGUUUAUUACAGAUGGAGGACGGUGGCCCAGAGGUUGUUGAGGGCGGUGAAGAGGAUAACAGCACGACCCUACAGUUGGAGGAGCUAAUGAAGGAGGUGUGGAAGCUCAGGGAGGAGCUGAGGAAUAAGGAGAGGACAAUCGCUCAGCUCACACUACAGCAACAGCAGCUACAGCAACAGGGGCAUCCUCAUGCUGCCCAGUCCGGGAGGGGUCACUGCCACAAGAGGACACAGUCACUCGGGGGGGACAGACGAACUCACCACGACAAAGCCACACAGACCUCUUGGAGAGGACAAGGACACAGCCAAGCGCCACAAAUACAGCCUUCCAGCCCCAGCCACCACGAGCACCUCACCCAAGAAAGACUAGUAAAAACAGCCCACACCGAGGGCCACAGUGACCCCCAGAGAGGGAGGAGGACCAGGGAAGAUGGAUCCCACUGCACAGACUCUGACCCACCCACUGGAAGCCUGGCCAUGGGUGUGGACACUCCACCAGUGCCUGACCCAGAUGAAUUGAGUGUGCUGCUUAGCACCCAGCUCAACAAACAUAUCAGAGAGUGGCCUGGAACCACCCCCAGUCCCACCCAGGGGCUUGCUGCAGCCAGCAGCCCAACCCCAAGAGCUCUGUCCAGGCCAGAGGGAGGGCAGCGAGCCUCUCCAUUGGGGCCACAGGGCCCUGGCUGCCCUCGCAUCCUGCAGCCGCCACGCCUCCACAAGCGUGUGUCCAUCCUGGCUCUGCCUCAGGGGGGCACUAAUGGCUCUCUUCUUCGAUCGGAGUCUUCAGCGCUGCUGGCCAACCACAGGACCAAGCAGCUGCCGCCUCCCUCCAGGGGCCUGCCCUGCUUCAAUUCUGGUCCCCAGGCGGUGAGCCCGUCUCUGGACCACGGGGUGCUCGCUAAGCCCCACGCUCUGGGGGUCAGGAGGGACCUUGGGAGAACCAGCCCUCCUAGCCCUAAUCUGGAAAUGCCAGACCUGGGACUGCUCAGAGCCAGAGUCUUGGUUCCCCCCAGCCACUCACGCAUCCCAAUGCCAAAGAUCCACUGAAGUGUUCACAUGAAUCAAACAUGACAUGUUAUAUACUGUAUAACAUCCCUCCUCUUCCACCUCCUCGUGGUUCCUGCUCACCAUGUGUGUGUCCAUAUGUGCAUGUGCCCACAGCUCCUUAUGGACAUUCAGGAACUGCCCUUAACUAUUGUUUGAACUUCUGCUGAACUGAACAGAAUAUGUAGCAUAGUCCUGUCUUAAAAUUUACGAAAUGCAAAGGUACAGUGCACAUCUAUUCAAAAUGGCACCUACAGGUUAUGACUGAGAUACACUGAAGGACUGUUUUAUCCUUUAUAAAAUGUCCAGUCACUUGCUAAGCAGCCUUUUAUUGCACAUUGUCUUAUGCAGAAAAAGAAUGACUAACAUUCAUAGUUUCUCUUUGCUAAUCUCUCACAUGUACUGUACAUGUUUUUUGAAAGAAUGUUCCACUCAACUCUACUCAAACUCACAUGGGUCCUUCCAUUGAAACUGCAGCACAUGGUUUGACUAUAGGCUUACAUGACCUCAGAAAUGUUAAAUUCCUCCCAGAGCGUAAAAAAUGAAUGAAAGAAAAAAAGCAGAUUGGGGAAAGAAAUAAGGAGUGGAGUUUUCUGCUUAAACAGGGAAAUGGGUUUAAAGAACAACCGUUCACUAGAAAGUUUAAAGUAUUUCCUCUAGAGUAUGUCCUUCCACUAAACUCCCUGAUGUACCUCUUUCAGACCAAGUAACAGGUACCACUAAACUCCCUGAUGUACCUCUUUCAGACCAAGUGACAGGUACCACUAAACUCCCUGAUGUACCUCUUUCAGACCAAGUGACAGGUACCACUAAACUCCCUGAUGUACCUCUUUCAGACCAAGUGACAGGUACCACUAAACUCCCUGAUGUACCUCUUUCAGACCAAGUGACAGGUACCACUAAACUCCCUGAUGUACCUCUUUCAGACCAAGUGACAGGCACCACUAAA
Molecule: messenger RNA, 2688 nt
Organism: Oncorhynchus mykiss (rainbow trout)
Lineage: Eukaryota; Metazoa; Chordata; Actinopteri; Salmoniformes; Salmonidae
Product: serine-rich coiled-coil domain-containing protein 2
Biological process (GO): microtubule bundle formation
Cellular component (GO): microtubule cytoskeleton
Molecular function (GO): microtubule binding
Source: RefSeq, a predicted model, not a curated record